This is a messenger RNA of Suncus etruscus (white-toothed pygmy shrew), 1760 nucleotides long. It is a transcript of the gene SHC2, whose product is annotated as SHC adaptor protein 2. Gene Ontology annotation, cellular component: plasma membrane. Bases 1 to 1752 code for a protein of 583 amino acids. Lineage: Eukaryota; Metazoa; Chordata; Mammalia; Eulipotyphla; Soricidae. The transcript is spliced from 12 exons. Gene Ontology annotation, biological process: cell surface receptor protein tyrosine kinase signaling pathway; intracellular signal transduction. The record is from RefSeq and is a predicted model, not a curated record. Gene Ontology annotation, molecular function: receptor tyrosine kinase binding.
AUGACGCAGGGUCCGGGCGGGCGCGCGCCCCCCGCGCCCCCCGCCGCCCCGGAGCCCGAGGCGCCCACCACCUUCUGCGCGCUGCUGCCCCGCAUGCCGCAGUGGAAGUUCGCCGCCCCCGCGGGCUUCCUGGGCCGGGGUCCCGGGGCCGCGGCGGCGCGGGCGGCGGGGGGCGCGGGGGCGGCGGCGGGGGGCGCGGAGCCCCCGCCCGGACCCCCCGGCCCCGCCGCCGGCGUCCCCGCGCUGGCCGCCGCCGUCCUGGGCGCCUGCGAGCCCCGCUGCGCCGCCGCGCCCUGCCCCCUGCCGGCGCUCAGCCGCUGCCGCGCGGCGGGGACGCGGGGGACGCGGGGCGCGCGCGGGGCCGCCCCGGACGCCGCGGCCGACGAGUGGAUCCGCAAGGGCAGCUUCAUCCACAAGCCGGCGCACGGCUGGCUGCACCCCGACGCCCGCGUGCAAGGCCCGGGGGUCUCUUACAUCGUGCGGUACAUGGGCUGCAUUGAGGUGCUCCGAUCCAUGCGCUCUCUGGAUUUCAACACCCGCACGCAGGUAACCAGGGAAGCCAUUAACCGGCUGCAUGAAGCAGUGCCUGGUGUGCGGGGCUCCUGGAAGAAGAAGGCCCCCAACAAGUCUCUGGCCUCCAUCCUGGGCAAAAGCAACCUGCGAUUUGCCGGCAUGAGCAUCGCCAUCAGCAUCUCUGUGGAUGGUCUCAACCUCUCCGUGCCCGCCACACGCCAGAUCAUUGCCAAUCAUCACAUGCAAUCAAUUUCCUUCGCCUCCGGCGGCGACACAGACAUGACAGAUUACGUGGCCUACGUGGCCAAGGACCCCAUCAACCAGAGAGCCUGUCACAUCCUGGAGUGCUGUGAUGGUCUUGCACAGAGUGUCAUCAGCACAGUGGGCCAGGCCUUCGAGCUGCGCUUCAAACAGUAUCUGCACAGCCCCCCUGCUGUGGUUGUGCCCCCUGAGAGGCUGAUGGGUCCUGAGGAGUCAGCUUGGGGGGACGAGGAGGAGAAUGAACAUAACUACUACAACAGCAUCCCCGGGAAGGAGCCGCCCCCUGGCGGGCUGGUGGACUCCAGGCUCACCCUCACUCAGCCGGGUGCCCUUGGCCAGGGCACCUCCCCUGCUCGAAGAGACACCCGAGGCCUGCAGUGGGACCUGGGCCCCUCAGCCUCUCCAGGGGAUGGCUACGUGCAGGCAGAUGCCCGAGGUCCCCGGGACUAUGAGGACCAUCUCUACGUCAACACGCAGGGUCUGGAUGCCCCCGAGCUUCUGCGUCCAGAGGACAGUCCCCAGAAGGACCUGUUUGACAUGCGACCCUUCGAGGAUGCCCUGAAGUUGCACGAAUGCUCCCUGGCAGCCGCACCAGUGAGCACGGUCCCCAUGGAGGACCAGUGGCCCAGCCCUCCCACCCGUCGGGCCCCCAUUGCCCCCACGGAGGAACAGCUGCGACAGGAGCCCUGGUACCACGGCCAGAUGAGUCGUCGCGCUGCCGAGAAGCUACUGCGAGCCGAUGGCGACUUCCUUGUGCGUGACAGUGUCACGAACCCGGGCCAGUACGUGCUCACUGGCAUGCACGCUGGGCAGCCCAAGCACCUGCUGCUGGUGGACCCGGAAGGCGUGGUAAGGACCAAGGACGUGCUGUUUGAGAGCAUCAGUCACCUGAUCGACUACCAUGUGCAGAACGGGCAGCCUAUCGUGGCCGCCGAGAGCGAGUUACACCUGCGCGGCGUGGUCAAGCGCGAGCCCUAAGCUAGGUG